GGAAAGUUGCAGAAACCGCGAAGCGUAGAGAAAGAAAGAACUAGGGUUUUCAUCUUUGCCAUCAGAAAACGAAAAUGAUUUACGACGUUAACUCUCCACUUUUCCGAUCCUUCCUUAGCCAGAAGGGUGGCUCCUCCGACAAGAGGAAAACAGAGGAGCAGAAGCCAAAAGAGCAUAAACCCAAAGCCAGUGAGAACAAACCUAUAAUGACAGAGUGAUAACAAGUUGUUUUCAUUCGGUUGAGGAAUGAAAAUAUGUGGUAGGUUUUGUGUUGCAGCUAUGUAAUUGAAGAUUGUUUUGAUUGUGUUCUGAGUUACAUGAUGUGAUUCCAGAGUUUGUUAUUGUAGUGGUGGUUUGAUUUUGGAUAUGCUUGGAAUGAAAUAGUGUGUUCACAA
This is a messenger RNA of Vigna angularis (adzuki bean), 395 nucleotides long. RefSeq names its product wound-induced basic protein. The transcript is spliced from 2 exons. The record is from RefSeq and is a predicted model, not a curated record. The coding region runs from base 75 to 218 and encodes 47 amino acids. Lineage: Eukaryota; Viridiplantae; Streptophyta; Magnoliopsida; Fabales; Fabaceae.